GGGGAUGAAAACCUCCAGCCAUGCUGGUGGGCACGUGAUGAGGAAGAUCAAGUCUCGAACCUGGAAGAAGCAGCGCUAUUUCAAGUUGCAGGAUGACUGCAUGACAAUCUGGUACAAGUCCAAGAAAGCUGGGAAAGCUCACUCCACAUUUUCAGUGAGCGAUGUGGAGGUGGUCCGUGAAGGCCACCAGUCUGAGGUGCUGCUCAGUACUGCCGAUGAGUUUCCUGCUGACAGAUGCUUCACAGUGGUCUUUCGGGGCCGCAGGAGUAAUCUGGAUCUGGUAGCUGACUCAGCAGAGGAAGCGCAGUCCUGGAUAAGUGGGAUAAGGAAGCUGAUUGAGAACCUGGAAAACAUGGGUGAGAGGGAAAGACUGGACCAAUGGAUUGGCGACUGGUUCAAGAAGGCAGACAAGAACAACGAUGGCAGGAUGAACUUCAAGGAAGUACAAGAUCUGCUGAAGAUGAUGAAUGUGGACAUGAAUGAGCACCAUGCACAUCACCUCUUUACAAUGGCUGACAAGUCACAGACAGGUACACUAGAAGGCGAUGAGUUUGUGCUCUUCUACAAGAUGCUAACCCAACGGGACGAUGUACUAAGGGUUUUCCAAGAGUACUCUAGUGAUGGCCAGAAAUUAUGUCAAGAGAGCCUGGAGGAUUUUCUGAAAGAAGAACAGCUGGAGGAUGAUGAUAUCCAGCAGCAUGCUAAGCAGCUCAUUGAGUGCUAUGAACCCUCUGAUACAGCUAAACAGUUGCAUGCUAUGACAUUUGAUGGCUUCUUAAUGUACCUGGGCUCAGUUGAGGGCUCAAUCUUCAACCCACAGCAGCGGUGUGUCUUCCAGGAGAUGAGCCACCCGCUUUGUCAUUACUUCAUUUGCUCUUCCCACAACACCUACCUAAUGGAGGACCAGCUGCGGGGACACAGCAGUGUUGAAGGUUACAUCAGAGCUCUGAAUCGUGGCUGCCGGUGUGUGGAAGUGGACUGUUGGGAUGGUGCCAAUGGAGAGCCUAUUGUCUAUCACGGACACACUUUCACUUCCAAGAUACUCUUCAAGGAUGUGGUCAGUGCUGUGGCCAAGUAUGCCUUCAAGGUAUCAGAAUAUCCAGUCAUCUUGUCCAUUGAGAACCAUUGCAGUGUUGAGCAGCAGAGAGUCAUGGCCCAACACCUUAACUGCAUCCUCGGUGAGAAGCUGCUGAAAACUGCAUUAGAUGGUCGGGCCCUCAUUGGGCUGCCGUCUCCUGAGGAUCUGAAAGGAAAAAUUCUGCUGAAAGCAAAGAAGAUUGGUGGUUUGGAGGACAGUUUCAGCAGUAUGGUGGAGAACUCUCUGAAUGGAGAGGUCAGCGAUGAAGAUGAGAUUGGUGAGAUGGAUGAUGACAUCUUGCACCGUGAGAGCGUCCGUCACAGGGUGAAGAAGUCAAAGCAGCGUCUCUCCAAAGAGCUCUCAGACUGCGUCAUUUACUGUAAAAGUGUCCGCUUCAACAGCUUCAAACACUCUCGCCUACACUCUAAGUUCUAUGAGGUGGCCUCUUUCACAGAGUCCAAAGCCCGCAAACACCUGAGAGAGGCGGGGGCAGAGUUUGUGCACCACAAUUCCCGGCAACUGACCAGGGUGUAUCCCAGUGGGUUCCGAACUGACUCCUCAAAUUUCAACCCACAGGAAAUGUGGAAUGCUGGGUGCCAAAUUGUUGCAUUGAAUUUCCAAACUGCUGGGGAGGGGAUGGAUCUCAAUGAUGGACUGUUUAGUCAAAACGGUCGCUGCGGCUACAUAUUAAAACCUAGCUUCAUGAGAGAAGCUGAGAAGCGAUUUGAUCCAGAGACACCCCAUAAACGCAAUGGAUACAAACCUCUUAUUCUCACCAUACAGGUGAUCAGUGGGCAGCAGCUGCCCAAAGUGAACAUCAAGGAGGGAUCCAUUGUGGAUCCUUUGGUUAGAGUGGAGAUCCAUGGAGUUCCCAUGGACCACUCUAAGCAGGAGACAAGAUACAUUGAGAACAACGGAUUCAACCCGGUGUGGUAUGACACCCUGCGUUUCACCAUUCACGCUCCUGAGCUAGCCAUGGUUCGCUUUGUGGUGGAAGAUUAUGACAAAACAUCAAAAAAUGACUUUGUGGGGCAGUACACACUUCCUUUCAGCUGCAUUCAGCAAGGUUAUCGGCACAUUCACCUGUUGUCCAAAGAUGGAACCAGUAUUCCUCCCUCCUCCUUGUUUGUACACAUCAGGAUCACAGAAGCCAAUUGAACCAGGCUUCUGAGAAAAAUAAUGCAUCCUUCAAAACACAGAUUAGGGUAGAAUUCAUUUGUGCUAGAAAGACAAAACACCCCAUUUUGAAAAAGUGUGAAAACAUUUCCUGUCUCCACCCCUUUAUCCAAAUCUGCCAACUGUUUUGUAUUUGAGACCAGACCCAACAUCUUCAACAAAGUCAUUUUUCACAUCAUAAUGUUUCAGACUGACAUUCUCAAUGCAGUCCAGCCCUACAUCUCCCUACUCAGCUUCUUUUCAUUUGUUUUCCUUUUCUCUAUCUAUUCACCUCCAUUUCAUCCUCCUUCUCUUUCUCUUGCCCUUUACUUCCAUUUCAAUAGUUAUUUCAUCAACAUAUUAAUAUAAUCAAUGUCCUUUGUCAUCACAUGUUCACACUGUCAUGCCAUCUAUUAUUUAUUU
Molecule: messenger RNA, 2656 nt
Organism: Thalassophryne amazonica
Lineage: Eukaryota; Metazoa; Chordata; Actinopteri; Batrachoidiformes; Batrachoididae
Gene: plcd4a
Product: phospholipase C, delta 4a
Biological process (GO): intracellular signal transduction; lipid metabolic process
Molecular function (GO): phosphatidylinositol-4,5-bisphosphate phospholipase C activity; calcium ion binding
Source: RefSeq, a predicted model, not a curated record